AUGUCCUCAAUCACUAUCGUCGACAUCCCCCGCAUCAGCCGCGAAUCCCUCGCCGGCUUAAUAAAGGACAAACACCCCUCGAUGGCCGUCAUCGACGUCCGCGACUCCGAUUACAUCGGCGGCCACAUCGCCGGCGGCACGAACAUCCCCAGCAAUACUCACGACUACAAGAUGCCCGAAUUGGUCAGAACGCUAAAAGAUAAAGAGACAGUUGUGUUUCAUUGUGCGUUGAGUCAGCAGAGGGGACCUUCGGCGGCAUUAAGGUAUUUGAGGGAGAGGGAGAGGCUGAGCCCUGGAAUGGAGGGAGAGUCUAAGGGGCAGACUGUUUAUGUGCUUGAUGGUGGGUUUGUGAAGUGGCAGGAAUUGUAUGGAGAAGACAAGGAGCUUACGGAAGGCUACGAGAAGGAUAUCUGGGAAUUCGGCUACUAG
Messenger RNA from Aureobasidium pullulans EXF-150, 429 nucleotides. Its product is annotated as Rhodanese-like protein. The record is from RefSeq and is a predicted model, not a curated record. Bases 1 to 429 code for a protein of 142 amino acids. NCBI's taxonomy places the organism in Eukaryota, Fungi, Ascomycota, Dothideomycetes, Dothideales, Saccotheciaceae. Gene Ontology annotation, molecular function: protein tyrosine phosphatase activity. The transcript has 3 exons. Gene Ontology annotation, cellular component: cytoplasm; nucleus.